Molecule: messenger RNA, 1680 nt
Organism: Pararge aegeria (speckled wood butterfly)
Lineage: Eukaryota; Metazoa; Arthropoda; Insecta; Lepidoptera; Nymphalidae
Product: alanine--glyoxylate aminotransferase 2-like
Exons: 10
Coding region: 136-1587 (483 amino acids)
Cellular component (GO): mitochondrion
Molecular function (GO): transaminase activity; pyridoxal phosphate binding
Source: RefSeq, a predicted model, not a curated record
CCUCGUGCAGCAUUGCCUCACAACAAGUGCCCGCGCCGCGGUGCCGCUUUAUCGGUACAAUAUUAGAGUUAUCAGUUCACACCUACUUAUAUUUACUUAUUACUUUUAUUAUUAUUUAUUAGGGUGCAGCUUACAAUGGCUUACCUACAAUCCAUGCCUAAAUCAGAAACUAUUAAGUUGCGCGAAAAGCACAUCGGUGCCGCCUGCCAGUUGUUUUUUCGUUCAACUCCAUUGAAAAUAGUGCGAGGUAUCGCCCAAUUUAUGUAUGACGAAACUGGCGAGAGAUAUCUAGACUGCAUUAACAAUGUAGCUCACGUUGGACACUGCCAUCCGCACGUAGUGGAAGCUGGUCGUAACCAAAUGUCGUUAAUAUCAACAAACAAUCGCUACCUUCACGACGAAAUCGUGAUUCUCGCGGAGAGGCUUAUCAAAACAAUGCCUGAGUCACUUUCAGUAUGUUUCUUCGUCAACUCUGGAUCUGAAGCCAAUGAUUUAGCAUUGAGAUUAGCCCGAGUGCACACUAAGAACAAAGACGUUAUCACACUCGACCACGCGUAUCAUGGCCAUCUUACGUCUAUGAUUGAUGUGUCGCCUUACAAACUGAACCUACCAGGAGGGCCCGACAAACCAGAGUGGGUUCAUGUGGCGCCAGUUCCUGAUGUGUACAGAGGAAAGUAUGUGCAACCAAGGGAUUCACAAUGCAACGAAGAACUGGGGCAAAUGUAUGCGGACGAAGUUGGAAGAAUCUGUAGAGAAAUUAAGAAGAAAACCAAUGGUGUGUGCGCAUUCAUUGCUGAGAGUCUGCAAAGCUGUGGAGGCCAAAUAAUUCCUCCUGAUGGCUACAUGAAAAAAGUUUAUGAAUACGUUCGAGAAGCUAAUGGCGUUUGCAUCGCGGAUGAAGUUCAAGUGGGCUUUGGACGCUCAGGCACUCACAUGUGGGCCUUUGAGACCCAGGACGUAGUGCCCGACAUUGUGACGAUGGGCAAACCGAUGGGGAACGGGCACCCGGUGGCAGCAGUUAUUACCACGCCGGAGAUCGCGAAGAGCUUUGCUGAUACCGGCGUUGAAUAUUUUAAUACGUACGGUGGCAAUCCAGUGUCCUGUGCGAUCGCCAAUGCUGUCCUCGAUGUAAUUGAAGAGGAACAUCUGAUGGAGCGUGCGGCCAGAGUCGGAAGCCACCUUCUGAGCCGCUGCGAGGGUCUUAAACACAAACACGCAUUGGUCGGUGAUGUGCGAGGAAGAGGGCUGUUUGUUGGGGUCGAGCUGGUCACCGACCGAGAGACCAGGACAGCAGCGACGGCGGAGGCAAAGCACAUUGUGAAUCGGAUGCGUGAAGAAUCGAUCCUAAUUAGUAGAGAUGGACCAGAUAGUAAUGUGCUGAAAUUUAAACCCCCUAUGGUCUUUACAACGCAAGAUGCUGACAAAGCAGUUGAAACACUCGACCGAAUUCUUGCUGAAUUGGAUAGAAACAGUCUACCAAUGAAAGUACAGCUUGAGGUGCGAGUGACUCCAUUAAGAGAAUUGGAAAGCAGUGAUCUGGUGUUACCACAUAGUAGUCUACAAAAUGUUACCGGAGUUUCAUUUUAAUCUAGAAAACAUCUCAAGAGUAUUAUCGAAUAAUAAGUGUUUUAAUUAUGUAUAAUAAGAUAUUUGUAUGUUGCAUUUUAUAAAUAAAUAUUU